Messenger RNA from Amborella trichopoda, 1186 nucleotides. Its product is annotated as Got1/Sft2-like vescicle transport protein family. The record is from RefSeq and is a predicted model, not a curated record. Gene Ontology annotation, cellular component: membrane. Lineage: Eukaryota; Viridiplantae; Streptophyta; Magnoliopsida; Amborellales; Amborellaceae. Gene Ontology annotation, biological process: vesicle-mediated transport.
AGUGUCACGACAUUCUGGCGAAUGUAUUGCAGGAAGACUGAGGGUGAAAUAGUAAAAGCUUCUCUACUCGAGAGCGACCAUAAAUUUAAAUAAGCUCUAAAAUAGUCUGAGAGCCCUCUCUUUCUUACGCGCCAUUACUGAAUGUUGAAGCUAAGAAUUCUUCUGAUUUUUCAGAUUAAGCAAUAAAGUGUGCUAAUUCUGGAGCAAAAUGCAGUAGAAUUAUCAGAAGAGAUAAAUUCCUGGUACUUGUAUUAUUAUUAUUUUUUAGCAUUUUUUGCUCUUAUUUUUGGCUGGAUCAAGAGAGGAAAAAGCUGAAAAUGGAGAAAGUGAAUGAGGCCAUGGGGAGGCUAAAGUCAUUCGUGGGAAUGGAGGUGGAAGAAGAAGUUGCAGAGGAAAAUGUCUCAUUUUUUGAUGAUUUCAAUCGCCAGUGCACGCUCUCAACGAAGCAGAGGAUGACUGGCUUUGCAAUAUGCUUAGUUGCGGGUUUGACUUGCACACUCAUGUCAAUUCUUGUUUUCUUCAAUCCCAUCAAAUUCGCGGUAGCUUUCACCUUGGGCAACAUGCUUUCGCUUGGGAGCACAGCCUUUCUCAUAGGACCCAAACGUCAGGUGAGAAUGAUGCUUGACCCUGUACGGAUUUAUGCAACAGGCAUAUACAUUGGGAGCAUAAUUGUUGCACUUCUAUGUGCUCUCUAUGUUCAUAGCAAGCUCUUGACACUUCUGGCUAUCAUCAUUGAGUUUUGUGCCCUUUUUUGGUACAGCCUCAGCUACAUUCCCUUCGCACGAGCUGCUGUUUCAAAAGCGAUGCUGGCGUGUUUCGACACCGAGUUUUAGGAAUUUGAACACAACGAGAAAUGGGGGGUAGAAAUGAGGGGCAUAAUUGUCUUUUUUCCUUCUAGGGAAAAAUGGGGAGUUAAAAUGAGGGGUAUGGCGGUCUCUCAUUUUGAUGAUAUAGCUCAUGUAAGCUAGUUUCAAAGCCAAGAGAGAGGGGUCGGUGGGUGUGUGUCAGAGAGAGAGAGAGUAUAAAUAAUUUUUUGGUUCUCUAUGAAACCCUUCCAAUUUACCUUGAUUGAAUGAUACUGAAAAUAUCACAUGCUAUGGAGGAAAUUUAGUCUUCCCAUGGGAUUGAAAAGAGAUUGUUUAAAUUCUAUAUUUGCUUGAAAAUGAAGUCUCGGGAUUGAACAGAA